Molecule: messenger RNA, 2073 nt
Organism: Metschnikowia bicuspidata var. bicuspidata NRRL YB-4993
Lineage: Eukaryota; Fungi; Ascomycota; Pichiomycetes; Serinales; Metschnikowiaceae
Exons: 2
Coding region: 1-2073 (690 amino acids)
Molecular function (GO): monoacylglycerol lipase activity
Source: RefSeq, a predicted model, not a curated record
AUGCCGUUGCCGCCGACCGUCUGGUACAAAGACAAGCGGACUUUCCGGUUGGGCGACGUCUGCCGCUACCAGAUCAGGUUUACAAACAGAGACGCCCUGCGCACACACAUCUACUUCCGGGCCAAGAACAUCGAAAAGGCCGGGCUCCGGGCGUUCCACUUGGUCAACGGCCCGUUCAUCGUGUACUGCCACGUGAUCCCGUGCAACUACGACCCGCACGUGCGGUUUGUGCCCGAGUCGCCGGCCAACAACGAGGUGUGUUUCCGCAACGCGCUCAAGCCGGGCCAGACGUUCAACGUGCCGCUCUGCCUCAACGGCAACAGCCUCGAUCUGGUCAACGCGGACGGGCUGGCCACAUACGCGUGGUCAUGUGACGUCAUGUGCCUGAUCGUCUUGAACCGCCGGGCACAGCUCCUGUUCGUGGUGAUGGUGGGCGAGGACCUUCCCGAGAUGCGCCGGGCCUCGCGCUCCGCGUUGACCAGCUUGAGCAAGGGCGACUUUGCGUUUUCCGCCCGCGACGACGAGCCCACGGAUUCCGAGUGGGGCGUUCUGGCCCACGCCGGGCUCGAGGUGCUGUGUGCCGGCACCGACGCCCUCUGGCCCCGCCAGCCGAGGCUAGUGGGCCGGCCCGUGCACUUGGUGAUCGUAACCCACGGCAUUUUCCUGAACUUGACGGCCGACAUGUUGUAUCUCCGCGACAUGCUCCUGAGCCUCCGCCUGGACAACUACUUGGUGGACGGGUACCGCGGCAAUGCCGGCCAUACCGAGAGGGGCAUCCACCGGCUCGGGGCCGCGGUAGCCAACUACGUGGCGGGCCGCAUUGCCGAGCUCCGGGCCGAGGGCCACUGCGUGGCGAGACUCUCGUUCGUGGGCCACUCGCUCGGCGGGCCCGUGCAGUUGUAUGCGCUCAAGCACAUCUUGAGCACCCACGGCACGGACUACUUCGAGCGGCAGCACAUCCUGCUCGCCAACUUCGUGUGCUUGGCCAGCCCGAUGCUCGGCGUGCUCAGCGAAAUCAGCUUGUGGAUCUCGUGGUUCUUGGACUUGGGCACCUUGGGCAAGACGGGCCGCGACUUGACGCUUCUGAAGAAGCUUCCGACCAUCAAGCGGCGUGCGGGCUCGCGCUUCGGCAUGGUGCGGCCCGUGUUGGAGACGCUUCCGGACGAACCCGUGCAACUGGCCUUGAAGCUGUUUGGCCUGCGCGUCGUCUAUGCCAACGCCGUGAACGACGGCAUCGUGCCGUUGCGGACCAGCGCGUUGCUCUACUUGGACUGGGAGGCGCUUGGCGAUGUGCGGGACUUGAAGGACCGCCUGAAGCUGAUGGCCGGCGCUGACACCAGUGGAGCGUCGGAGCGCUCUUCUGGGGACACUGUUGAAGCUGGGGGCGUGGUCUCAGCCAGUGCCAACACGACCGCCAGCAACGUCGGCCAGAUACCGAGCGACUCGGCAAUCAACCUCCUGGAAAAGUACACCACCUUCCUCUCGCUGAUCUUCAACACCAACGGAGAGACACCGUCACACAAGAAAGGAAGGCGGCCCAAGCGCAUCAAAAAACGCAUCAAGCGAUAUGCCCGAAUCAGUGCCAAAGGCAGCGACAUUUCCGAAAGCGCACAGACGCAGACAGACACGGCGGACGACGAAAUCGGCGAGGCGGACGACGAAGUGAACUCAUUCAAUAUCCCUCCUAAAGCGUCUGCAGUCGAGUCGGCUUUCAACUCGCUCAUUUGCCCGAUUCCGUCACGGGACUACAUCGACGACCCGGAGACCCGGACGCCGGUGAUCUUUCACGAUAAGUUCUAUCAUUUUGACAACGUCCCAAAGAGUGAGAGCCAUACAGGCGCCAUCAGCAAGUUCUUCCGUUACUACGACUGGCGCAUGGACAAGCAGGUCAAAAUUGCCCGCAAGUACCACUCGCCUGACCUCAGCUGGCGGAAGGUUUUGGUAUAUCUUCCACCAGAUGCGCACAACAAUAUUGUUGUGCGGCGGCGCUUUGCCAACGGGUAUGGCUGGGGGGUGAUAGAGCAUCUCCGCCAGGAGAUCUUCGGUGGCGAGAAAGUGGCUGCCUGGUUCUGA